Molecule: messenger RNA, 3356 nt
Organism: Anoplopoma fimbria (sablefish)
Lineage: Eukaryota; Metazoa; Chordata; Actinopteri; Perciformes; Anoplopomatidae
Gene: ap1g1
Product: adaptor related protein complex 1 subunit gamma 1
Exons: 23
Coding region: 279-2738 (819 amino acids)
Biological process (GO): intracellular protein transport; receptor-mediated endocytosis; Golgi to vacuole transport
Cellular component (GO): membrane coat; Golgi apparatus; AP-1 adaptor complex
Molecular function (GO): clathrin-cargo adaptor activity
Source: RefSeq, a predicted model, not a curated record
CUCGCUAGCUCGAUCGUUCAGAUGCUUCAAGGAGGCCUAAACUGCAUCAUGUCCUGAUCAAUCGGCGGUCGGGUCCAGGUGUGAAGCCGAGCCUGCACUGGCCUGCCCACCGCCCCAGAUGUUGACUCAUGUCGGCCAAGGUGAAGCUGCUGCCGUGGUGUCAACCUCGUAUGUUGCCCUUUCACUGAAAACACCACUGGACCAGUGUUAGCUUGCUGUUAGCCGACUUGUGCUAUUUGUUUAGUAACCUUACGCCCUGGACGUUUCCCUGAGAGAGAAUGCCAGCUCCGAUCAGACUGCGGGAGCUGAUCCGGACUAUCCGGACAGCACGGACCCAGGCAGAGGAGCGUGAGAUGAUCCAGAAAGAGUGUGCUGCUAUACGUUCGUCCUUCAGAGAGGAAGACAAUACAUACCGUUGCAGAAAUGUGGCAAAGCUACUUUAUAUGCACAUGUUGGGCUACCCGGCACACUUUGGGCAGCUGGAGUGCCUGAAGCUGAUUGCGUCCCAGAAGUUCACCGACAAACGAAUAGGUUAUUUGGGGGCUAUGCUGCUGUUGGACGAGAGGCAGGACGUCCACCUACUAAUGACAAACUGCAUUAAGAAUGACUUGAAUCACAGCACACAGUACGUCCAGGGCCUGGCCUUGUGCACUUUGGGUUGCAUGGGUUCCUCAGAAAUGUGUCGUGACCUUGCUGGUGAGGUAGAGAAGCUGCUCAAAACAUCCAACUCCUACUUGAGGAAAAAAGCAGCAUUGUGUGCAGUUCAUGUCAUCAGGAAGGUUCCAGAACUUAUGGAAAUGUUCCUUCCAGCCACAAAAAACCUGCUGAGCGAGAAAAACCAUGGUGUUCUCCAUACAUCAGUUGUCCUCCUCACUGAGAUGUGUGAAAGAAGUCCUGACAUGCUGUCCCACUUCAGAAAGUUGGUCCCUCAGUUGGUGAGAAUCCUGAAGAACUUAAUCAUGUCUGGAUACUCUCCUGAGCAUGAUGUGUCUGGCAUAAGCGACCCCUUUCUGCAGGUGCGGAUAUUGAGACUACUGCGAAUUUUAGGCAAGAGUGAUGAUGAUUCCAGUGAAGCAAUGAACGACAUUCUUGCACAGGUUGCAACGAACACAGAGACAAGUAAAAAUGUAGGCAAUGCAAUUCUCUACGAGACUGUACUGACUAUAAUGGACAUCAAGUCUGAAAGUGGACUGAGGGUUUUGGCCAUUAACAUACUCGGUCGCUUCCUUCUAAACAAUGACAAAAAUAUAAGAUACGUGGCUUUGACAUCUCUACUAAAGACUGUACAGACAGACCACAAUGCAGUGCAGAGGCAUCGGAGCACCAUUGUGGAUUGUUUAAAAGACCUGGAUGUGUCCAUCAAGAGACGUGCAAUGGAACUGAGCUUCGCCCUGGUGAACGGCAACAACAUUAGAGGCAUGAUGAAAGAGCUGCUCUACUUCCUGGACUCCUGUGACCCGGAAUUCAAAGCAGACUGUGCAUCGGGAGUCUUUCUAGCUGCGGAGAAGUAUGCCCCUUCGAAAAGAUGGCACAUAGACACCAUUAUGAGAGUCCUGACAACCGCAGGGAGCUAUGUGCGAGACGAUUCUGUUCCCAACCUCAUCCAGCUCAUCACCAACAGUGUGGAGAUGCAUGCCUAUACAGUCCAGAGACUUUACAAAGCACUGCUCGAUGACAUCUCACAGCAACCUCUAGUGCAGGUGGCGUCCUGGUGCAUAGGAGAGUACGGGGACCUGCUAGUAUCUGGACAGUGUGAAGAGGAGGAGCCCAUCCAGGUUACUGAGGAUGAAGUUCUGGACGUGCUUGAAGGCCUCCUGGUGUCCAACCUGUCUACACCUGUGACCCGGGGUUAUUCCCUUACUGCCAUCAUGAAGCUGUCUACUCGCUUCAGCAGUGUGAACCGAAUCAAGAAGGUGGUGUCGAUUUAUGGCAGCAGCAUCGACGUGGAGCUCCAGCAGAGAGCGGUGGAGUACAAUGCGCUGUUCAAGAAAUACGACCACAUGAGGCCAGCUCUCCUAGAGCGAAUGCCCAUUAUGGAGAAAACUGCUUCUAAUGGCCCCACAGAGAUUGCACAGACAAAUGGGGAGACAGAGCCCUCUGUUGAAUCAAAACAUCCACCACCUGUCACCCAGCCAGCCAACCAGGCUAAUGAUUUGUUAGACCUGCUUGGUGGUAAUGAUGUGGUGCCAGUAAUCCAGACCACGGUGCCCACCAAGCUUGCCUCAGCCGGAGGAGAGCUGCUUGAUCUGCUGGGUGAUCUCUCGCUAAGUGGCGGCCCGGCCCCUGCUCCUGCUCCUUCUGUGCCCUCUUCCCAACCCUCUUUCCUCCUGGAUGGCCUCUCCUCACAGCCCCUGUUUAAUGACAUUGCAACUGCAGCUAUUCCUCCUAUGACUGCAUACAACAAGAAUGGACUGAAAAUAGACUUCACAUUUGAGCGAGCUAAUCCCAAUCCAAACAUCGCCGUCAUCACCAUCCAUGCUUCCAACUCAACAGAGGGAGAUAUGACAGACUUUGUUUUUCAGGCUGCAGUACCAAAGACAUUCCAGCUGCAGCUCCUCUCCCCUAGCAGUAAUGUUGUCCCAGCACUCAACCAGGGAACCGUCACACAGGUCAUCAGAGUCCUCAACCCACAGAAGCAACAGCUACGAAUGAGGAUCAAGCUGACGUACACCCUCAAAGGCUCGCCUGUGCAAGACCUGUCUGAGGUUAAUAACUUCCCUCCUCAGUCCUGGCAGUGAUGAGCUGCUUCUGUUGCUCUUAAAAGCCCCCCACCAAGGGAACUAUGAAAACGAUUUUCCUUUCACCUCCCUCCUUCUUCCUAUGGAUCCCCCUGUGACGUCACUGCAGCCCGCUGCCCUCGAGUUGCAUGGGAAGCAGCAGAGCAUCUAACACAGGAGAAAAAUACAGAUGUUGCGAAGACCCUAUUGACUAUUGACAUCACCAGAAUAAUUGGGAAAACAUAUCAAUCAAUGAACUUUCUUUUUUUUCUUUCUCAAUUGGUUUCCAUCAUGUCUUUUGUGUAGUAGUACUAUUUUCCACUUAAACCCUCGCUCUGCACCAUUACAACCCACAAAAGCACAUAUGCACACCAUUUAAUGUGGCACACGUCACCUCUCAAGUCACUGUCGAUGAAGAGUGCUGCCCACUUUGAGCACUGCAGUAACCAUAGUUAUAUUUUAAUUUAUAAUUAAAGCUAAAAUGCAGUUGAAACACUUUGCUCCAUUGAUAUUUAUGAUUGGCUUUGCAUUCAGAUUUUUUUAUAUGAACCUUCAGUCCUAUGAUUGUAGCAGAAAAAGCUUUGAAAGGUCUAUUUAAUGCAGUCAUAAAAUCCUUGGUAACCCUUUUUUUUUUUUUUU